UCUCUCUCUCUCUCUCUCUCUCUUCUCUCUCCAGUCCAAUCUCACCCAUCGCCGACGACCCACGCACGCAGUCCACCAACGCGCCGCCGCCGCCGAAUCCGCUUCGCUCCCUCCGCCGCGCCGCGCGCCACCUCCGUCGACGCUGGCCCGACGCGCGCGGUUCGUGAAGGAGGAGGAGGAGGAGGAGCUUCUGCCGGGUCGGACCGUCGGUUUCUCUCGUUGACCUGCAGGAGGGUGCGCAGGGUUUCUUCUUCGACAUGUCUUGGGCUGCAAUCGAGAAUGAUCCUGGCAUUUUUACUGAACUGUUGCAACAGAUGCAACUGAAGGGUCUUCAAGUUGAUGAACUCUAUUCACUCGAUCUGGAUGCCCUCAAUGAUCUUCAGCCAGUUUAUGGGCUCAUUGUGCUGUACAAAUGGCAACCUCCAGAAAAAGAUGAGCGUCCUAUCAAGGACCCAAUCCCAAACCUUUUCUUUGCUAAGCAGAUAAUUAACAAUGCAUGUGCCACCCAAGCUAUCGUUUCUGUUCUAUUAAACUCUCCGGGUAUCACCCUUAGUGAGGAGCUCAAAAAGCUAAAGGAGUUUGCAAAGGACUUGCCACCAGAUCUCAAAGGAUUGGCUAUAGUCAAUUCUGAGAGCAUCCGUUUGGCCAGUAAUUCAUUUGCAAGGCCGGAAGUCCCCGAGGAGCAGAAAUCAUCUGUCAAGGAUGAUGAUGUCUACCAUUUCAUUAGCUAUGUUCCUGUGGACGGUGUCCUGUAUGAGCUUGAUGGGCUAAAGGAAGGGCCAAUAAGCCUGGGGAAAUGCCCAGGUGGCGUUGGCGACAUAGGUUGGCUGAGGAUGGUGCAGCCUGUCAUUCAGGAACGCAUCGAUCGGUUCUCUCAGAAUGAGAUAAGGUUCAGCGUCAUGGCUAUCCUAAAGAACCGGAGGGAGAAGUUCACUUUAGAACUCAAGGAGCUUCAGAGGAAGAGGGAGAACCUCCUGGCACAGAUGGGUGAUCCUUCCGCCAAUAGGCACGCGCCAUCUGUUGAGCACUCUCUUGCGGAGGUUGCUGCUCAUAUUGAGGCUGUAACAGAGAAGAUCAUAAUGGAGGAAGAGAAGUGGAAGAAGUGGAAGACAGAGAACAUCAGGAGGAAGCACAACUAUGUGCCAUUCUUGUUCAAUUUCCUCAAGAUUCUUGAGGAGAGGCAGCAGUUGAAGCCCCUGAUAGAGAAGGCGAAACAGAAGUCUCACAGCUCUGCUAAUCCUAGGUGAAAUCAACUGUUAUUUGUCUCGAUUGCCGUGGUUUUUGUCAAUGUAGAGAUGGCUGACUAGCCUUUUGUUUUCGCGGUAGUGUUUGAACCAUGUGAUGAUUAUUAUCUUUAGUUAUAGAUAUUCGGUCGAAUUUAGAUGAAAUUCAGGCGAAUGUCCCUUGAAAUAGACUGUCUUAUCAGACUACAUGUGUACACUGGAGGGUCAUUCCCUAUUGCAUCCGUGUAGAUCUUGUCCUUCCUUUGUCACAUUAUAAAUAAUCUAAUUGACGGCCUAAAGCCUCACAUCAUGCCAUAAUCUAUUUUUUUUGUCAGA
Molecule: messenger RNA, 1559 nt
Organism: Oryza sativa Japonica Group (Japanese rice)
Lineage: Eukaryota; Viridiplantae; Streptophyta; Magnoliopsida; Poales; Poaceae
Source: RefSeq, a predicted model, not a curated record